Pimephales promelas (fathead minnow) is the source of this 2239-nucleotide messenger RNA. The record is from RefSeq and is a predicted model, not a curated record. Lineage: Eukaryota; Metazoa; Chordata; Actinopteri; Cypriniformes; Leuciscidae.
GGGCGCGACUUAAGUUAUGCCAGUGCAAGUUUUAUGUUCAAAAAUGUCAUCGUCUGUCUGCUGCUGUAGAAAUGGCUCUGAAGAGACGCAUUUGCUCGCCGAUUUCUCGUUUACGUGAAUAAUGAGAAUCAACUUCUUAAGUUCAUCCCAUCAUGGAGAACGCGACUUUCCACCCGACGUAUACCUGGUUGGAUUUUGUGUUUUCUGUGAUCGGCGUGUGCACAUUUCUGUUUGACGUGGUCUCGGAUCUGUGGGUGGCGAAGGAGUUCUACAUACAUGGAGAUUUCAUGUGGUUCGGGGUCUUGGUGGGCUUCAUGCUCAUGUCUUCUGUCGUUGUUCAGCUGUUUAGCUGGUUUUGGCUGAAGUAUGAUCGUCAUUUGUCGGACUUUGAGUCUCAAGCGUCCUCUGGGAACACCGUUCUCUUCAGUGAAGCGAGAAGACUUAAAUUGUUGCUCCUCCUGCAUUUGUGUCAUUUGGGCUACUUCAUCAGGCACGUAUCAGCUAUCUGGCAGGGCUUUCGUGUGUGGUGGCGAGGGGAGUGUGGGUCUGAGUUUGCAGUUUAUCUGACCCAUGACCUCAGCAUGCUGCGUCUCAUUGAGACGUUCUGCGAGAGCGCUCCCCAGCUCACCCUCAUGAUGUACAUCAUUUUACGCAACAACCACGCAAGGAUUGUACAAUGUGUGAGUGUGGUCGCCUCCACUACUUCUAUAGCCUGGAUGGUGGUGGACUAUCAUCGGUCGCUUCGUUCGUUUCUGCCCGACAAGGACAAGCAGGGUUGGUUGUCCUCACUGGUCUACUUCUUCUGGAACCUCUUUCUAAUUGGCCCACGCGUAGCUGCAAUUGCUCUCUUUGCCUCCGUGGGACCCAGCUACAUUGUUGCUCACUUCCUGUUUUUGUGGCCUAGCUUUGUUAUAUGGGCCUGGCGGCAGGGCACCGAUUUCAUGGACAGCAUUGGGGGCGAAUGGCUCUACCGGGCCACCAUAGGUCUCAUCUGGUAUUUUAGCUGGUUUAAUGUGGCUGAAGGACACACCAGGAGUAGGAGUAGCAUCUACCACACAUUUAUCAUCACAGACACUGGCAUCCUGUUGGCCACAUGGUGGUUUUACCGCGAUGCAGAGACGACCCAGUCGUACGCCAUUAGCCUGAUUAUCUCCAUCCCACUUUGUUAUGUCUUGGGCCUAAUGAUAAAAGUGCUCUACUAUUGCUGUUUUCACCCCAAAUUGUGGCGGUCAGCGAAUUUUAGGAAAUGUUUAGAAGGAGGGGAGCCACACGUCUUUCUUCAGGCCGAUGGUGCUUCUGGUGGAGGGGAGACGGACAGCGUUCUUCAGGGCGACGGUGAUUCGGAUGGAGUGACGCCACACAUCGUUAUUCAGGCCAGUGGUGCGUCUUCUCAAAGGUUUAACAAGAGGAUGAGCCAACAUGCUGCUAACUUUUACAAAUGAAUGUAAAGCAAAUAAUGUAUUGGUACGGUAAAAAUGAAUAGCAUGUAGCCUGUUUGACUGUUACACUUUUUUAUUGUAUUUUUAAAUUCUCUGUUCACAGUGUUACAAAUUAUUGUUUUGGGAUGAUUUCAUUUUGUUGUUUGUUUUGAAAGAAUAGCUCACCCAAAACUAAAAUUGUCAUCAUGACUUUUUUCCACACCCACAUGACUUGAUGAUGGGUGGGCUGACAAGCUACAAAAAUGACUAAUCAACUUAUGGUUUGUAUCAACUUUCAACUUUAAAAAUGUAUUGCUUUGUGUGAGGAACGGACCCAAAUUGAAGUUGCUUUUUUACUUCAAUCAAGUACGGUUUCAGUGAAUGUUCUUUCAUUUCUUUAAUGUAGAAUAGAAAUAUGUGCACAGACUGAUCCUUAGUCAACUUGCCAAAACUAUUUCUAUUUUUUUUUGCACAUGUAUAUAUGUUGUAAAAAGUUUUCUAUUAAGGUUUUCAAAAAUUGUUAAGUGUUUACAGAAUGAUAAUGGUAUUGAACAGCACUGUUAAUGAUUAUGCGUAGUCUACACUUUCAAUAUAUUUUUCGAUACAGUAAAUUACUCAUUAUUGUCAGCACAAAUGUCUGACAGUAGAAUUUCUUGUAGUAUUGUAACAUUAUCCAAUAGUGAAUAUCCCCUUCGUUAAGUUCCUGUUUUUGGUUUGUAUGGCUGUAGUUUCAAUACAAUUGGAUGUCGUGACAAACGCUUUCAAACAUGUGUUCUCUUUGUCAUACCCAUGUGGAAUGCAAUAAAUCAUGGGUUAUUAUA